Messenger RNA from Bufo bufo (common toad), 1889 nucleotides. RefSeq names its product mohawk homeobox (gene MKX). Bases 144 to 1334 code for a protein of 396 amino acids. Gene Ontology annotation, cellular component: nucleus. The record is from RefSeq and is a predicted model, not a curated record. Gene Ontology annotation, molecular function: RNA polymerase II cis-regulatory region sequence-specific DNA binding; DNA-binding transcription factor activity, RNA polymerase II-specific. Gene Ontology annotation, biological process: regulation of transcription by RNA polymerase II; cell development; muscle organ development. Lineage: Eukaryota; Metazoa; Chordata; Amphibia; Anura; Bufonidae. The transcript is spliced from 7 exons.
AUAGAGCAGAGGCUGCCGCGGUUCGUGUGGUUAGAGCUGAGGACAGGACGGCGCGGAGACAUGUGCGGCUCACCCCGGGGAUGGAGCUCUAGCCUGGCGCUAAACCUGGCGCCCACCGAGGACUAAACCUGACACCGCGACCAAUGAUACUGCUGCCGGUCCCAGAUACUUCUGUACCCGCGAAGCAGAACCGGAGCCGUGAGCAGGAACCGAUUCUUCUACACUACAGAACCUCAUUUUCUAUAGGAGCCAAGAGAGAAGCUCCAAGACUUUCUACCAUGAACACCAUCAUGUUUAAUAAGCUCAGUGGUCAGGUCCUGUUUGAGGACGCCACAAGUGACCGCGAGAGGGUAGUACGGCCCUAUGUAGUAGGAAUGGAGAGCCCCAAUCCUGAUCUAGGCCUUCAAGACAGCGUCUCAGUAAAGGACAAUGCCGGCAUUAGACAUCGGCGCCCUGGCAGCUCAAGAAGCGCAAACGGUAAAGUGAGGCACAAACGGCAGGCACUGCAGGACAUGGCACGCCCGUUAAAGCAGUGGUUGUACAAGCACCGGGACAAUCCCUACCCAACCAAGACAGAGAAGAUACUAUUAGCACUUGGGUCGCAGAUGACUCUUGUACAGGUUUCAAAUUGGUUUGCAAAUGCAAGAAGACGCCUCAAAAACACUGUGAGACAACCAGAUCUGAGCUGGGCUUUGAGGAUAAAGCUGUAUAACAAAUAUGUUCAAGGGAAUGCUGAACGGCUAAGUGUCAGCAGCGAAGACUCCUGUUCAGAAGAUGGAGAAAAUGUUCCCAGGAGUCAUGCUAAUGAAGAAGUAUAUGAUAAACCCAUCCACCAUAAUGUGAUAAAUACUGAGAACUCGGUCAUCAAGUCAGGGAUGAGGGCAGAAGCUAGUGCCAAUGAAGACUACGUCUCCCCUCCAAAGUACAAAAGCAGUUUAUUGCAUCGUUAUCUCAAUGACUCCUUAAGACAUGUCAUGGCCACUAACUCAGUCAUGAGAGAAAACACAAGGCAGAGAAACCACUCAGGAUCAUUCAGCUCAAACGAGUUUGAAGAAGAGCUUGUGUCCCCCUCUUCUUCAGAAACCGAAGGCAAUUUUGUUUACCGUACAGACACCUUGGAGUCUGGACCAAAUAAAUGUCAAAGUGCAGUUAAUAAAAAAGUGGCCAGUAAGGAUGAGACGUACUGGAGGGAGAUCAAUGCAGCAAUGGCCUUAACAAACCUGGCACAAGGGAAAGACAAACUGCAGGGGACCACUAGCUGCAUCAUUCAGAAAUCAUCACAUAUAUCAGAAGUUAAGACUGUCAAAGUGCCACUAAUUCAGCAAUAUCAAUGAAAGGAACUCCUCUGCCAACCACCGAUGGAGCACUCGGGACUGGUGAUCACAACUACAAGCAUGUUUCUGCCUUAGAACAUUUCAUAGACUUUUUAAAACCAGUCCUACCAAACUUGGACUUCCAUGUAUACGAUCCUUCUACCCACUGGGUUCUACAGGACAUGUAAAUUUUUAUGUCUUUAUGGUUUUUUUUAACCAAAAUAAUAACUUAUUUUAUGCUAUGGAGCAUAAAUACUCAGCUUAUAAGUAAAACUGUCUGCCUUGCUUCUACCAUAUGUGCCUUGCCUUUCAGUAAUAAGCUAGAACGUGGGCAUGAUAUUAAAUAUUUAUGCCUUAAAUUAUGAAUGCCGUAAUUUUUUUUUUCUUUUUUAGCAUUUAGUCUUAGACUUCUUGUAUUCAGGUAACCUGAACUGAAAAGGAUUAUGUUGCCAAACACAGAAAUGAUGCAUUCAUUACGACAGACGAUUGGCAAUUAAUGAUAUGCCUUGUUGUUAUUUUCUACUGUCAGAUAAUGUAAAUUACCAGUGUUAAGAUUUGAGAUAUGAGAUAGGACUA